Haliotis rufescens (red abalone) is the source of this 870-nucleotide messenger RNA. Its product is annotated as extensin-1-like. The record is from RefSeq and is a predicted model, not a curated record. The transcript has a single exon. NCBI's taxonomy places the organism in Eukaryota, Metazoa, Mollusca, Gastropoda, Lepetellida, Haliotidae. Bases 1 to 870 code for a protein of 289 amino acids.
AUGUAUUGUCAAUGCCCAUCCCCACACUUGUUCUACUUCCAUCCCUCGCAUUUGUCCUACUCCCCACCCCCACCCUUGUCCUACUCCCCACCCCCACCCUUGUCCUACUCCCCACCCCCACACUUGUCCUACUCCCCACCCUCACACUUGUCCUACUCCCCACCCCCACCCUUGUCCUACUCCCCACCCUCACACUUGUCCUACUCCCCACCCCCACCCUUGUCCUACUCCCCACCCUCACACUUGUCCUACUCCCCACCCCCACCCUUGUCCUACUCCCCACCCCCACCCUUGUCCUACUCCCCACCCCCACACUUGUCCUACUCCCCACCCUCACACUUGUCCUACUCCCCACCCCCACCCUUGUCCUACUCCCCACCCCCACCCUUGUCCUACUCCCCACCCUCACACUUGCCCUACUCCCCACCCUCACACUUGUCCUACUCCCCACCCCCACACUUGCCUUACUCCCCACCCUCACACUUGUCCUGCUCCCCACCCUCACACUUGUCCUACUCCCCACCCCCACACUUGCCCUACUCCCCACCCUCACACUUGUCCUGCUCCCCACCCCCGCACUUGCCCUACUCCCCACCCUCACACUUGUCCUGCUCCCCACCCCCGCACUUGCCCUACUCCCCACCCUCACACUUGCCCUACUCCCCACCCCCGCACUUGCCCUACUCCCCACCCCCACACUUGUCCUACUCCCCACCCCCGCACUUGCCCUACUCCCCACCCUCACACUUGCCCUACUCCCCACCCCCGCACUUGCCCUACUCCCCACCCUCACACUUGCCGUACUCACGAUGUAUCGGUGGUUUCCACACAAGCCUUUGCCCUUCACAAUUACGGAGCUGCUUAUCAUAA